AUGGGUGUGAUUAUUCUGGAUGGCACACAACUCGAAGAGCCUGUUUCAGCGUACCAUAUUCCAGGUGAUAAAGGGGGUCCACUGUUCAUACUAAUACCUGGUAACCCUGGAGUAUGUCAAUACUAUUCCGAGUACUUAGAUGAGCUUAAAGGUCUGCUACCAAGCUAUGAGUUCUUGUGUGCAUCUCACAGAGGUAUGGAUGCCCUGCUGAAUCCAAAAGGAUCGGUUGGCAAGACAACUCCUUAUAAGCUGACGGAUCAGGUAGAACAUUUGUGCAAUGUAUUAGAAUGGGCGACUGCCAGGGCUACUUCUAGCGACCCUCGCGAUGUAAUUAUCAUGGGCCAUUCCAUGGGAGCCUGGUUACUACAACGAGUAUUGGUCCGAUUUGCAAACAGCCCUAAAAUUAGGUUCAAAAUGGCCGGACUACUUACUCCUACCAUUCGAGACCUGGCAGGGUCACCUAAAGGCGUGAAGCUGUCGUGGAUCCUCGACACGGUGACGCAAUACCCUGGUUAUGUUAUGGCAAGAACAGUGCAAGCCUUGUAUAAGACACUGCCGAAUUUUGCAUUUGGAUAUGCCAUUAAACUGGGAUUAGGUGGAUGGUCAUCUACACCCAGCCAUGCCAUAGUGUCCACUAUAGCCAUGCUGUCUCGCCCCAGUAUCCUUGUUCAGGUAGGCCAGUUAGCAGCUGAUGAGAUUAGUCAUAUCAAGAGUGACCUACCAGAGUUCUGGGAUGCUUCUAUAGCAACCGAUAGAGGUUUCGCCAUAUGGGCAUACUUCGCGCAAAACGACCCCUGGGUGAGCGACACCACUCGCGACGAGAUAAUCAGCGAGCACAGCCACUUGCCGUCUGUACACUUCGAUAUUGCAAAAGGCGAUCCCGAAGAUGCUAUAGCACACUCAUUCUGCCUCCGCCAAUCCAGCAGGUUUGCUAGAAUCACAGCCUACCGCAUCUCAAUUACCCCUGGAUUAGAACCUACCAAACCGCAACCCCCCACAAUAUCGUCUCAACUGUGA
Molecule: messenger RNA, 1017 nt
Organism: Sugiyamaella lignohabitans
Lineage: Eukaryota; Fungi; Ascomycota; Dipodascomycetes; Dipodascales; Trichomonascaceae
Exons: 1
Coding region: 1-1017 (338 amino acids)
Biological process (GO): lipid storage
Cellular component (GO): lipid droplet
Molecular function (GO): lipase activity
Source: RefSeq, a predicted model, not a curated record